Lytechinus variegatus (green sea urchin) is the source of this 2995-nucleotide messenger RNA. RefSeq lists its product as uncharacterized. The transcript is spliced from 13 exons. The coding region runs from base 24 to 2051 and encodes 675 amino acids. The record is from RefSeq and is a predicted model, not a curated record. Lineage: Eukaryota; Metazoa; Echinodermata; Echinoidea; Temnopleuroida; Toxopneustidae.
GAUUAUUUUUACAGAUAAGCAAAAUGGCUCCUGCGACGGGCACAUCUACAUCGGGUGCCAAUCCCAGUGCAGCCCCAAACCCUGGCGGCUACUCGGUCAUGAUGUCAGAAGAAGAUUAUCAUAACACACAAAGCAUGGAGAUGACAAAAUUUGUGAGAGAACAUUUCAAGACACCGAAAGCACCCCCUUACAAGUUAGAGAAGCUUCGCAUCCGUACCAGUCUUACGAGAGUGAACGAAAGAGAUCCGAUGCUAUGGCAGAAGCAUUGCAAGAGACGUCAAGAUCAGCUGACCAGAGGAUUCUUCACUCCAAAUCAUAAAGCUUACCAUUCUAUAGGGGACAUACAGUUAAACAGUCAAAGACUUAUACUUAAUUCUAUGGCAGACUAUCUACCUAAAAAGCUUCCACUACAGUCGUUGACUUCAAGAUUUGGUCGUCGAGAUCACAAGUUGUCACCUACCAAGGCAGAGCAGGUCAAAACACCAGUAAAGGACGUGACGACCAAAGAACGCGUUAAGGAGCUUGAUGUAGAUGAGAAACUUCGUGAACGAGCUCAGAUCACAUCAGGGUUUGCUUACAUACAACAGAGACUAGAGGAAUCAGAGAUGCUACUCAAGGCAGAAAGGGGUGGACAAAGCUAUGAAAAAUGUGUCAAACAAUUAAAGGAAAUGAAGAAGAGACAAUGUGAGAUGAACAAACAGAAAUCACAGUUAACCCUAGUAGCACCCACCAUGGGCACAUGGUCGCCCCUAGGUAGUCCUUCCGGGUCACCAGGUCCAACACUUGAAGAUAGACAAGACACAGAAAGACGAGCUUAUGAACGAAAGAGGAACCUUUGGCUUGGUAAGGUGCGGAGUAUACUCAAGAUCAUUAAUGCACUUCAUAACAUCAAGACUAGAGAUCUCAGGUCACGUGUUCCAUUGUCACAUGAUCAAGUCAAACACAUGUACCGAGAUGUCGUGUGGGAGAAACCAGCAAUAAUCAGUCAAAGCAAGCCUACCCGUCCUGUACAGACAGGAAUGGAAGCGACGACCCGAGCUCACUCCUCAGCAGACACAGUAAGUUCUGGAGAACAAGCUAUGUUGGGUCAUUUGAAAAGUUCUAAACCUGUAUUACCAGCAGUCAACAAGUCAACACUUAGCAUGCAAGGAAAGAGCGAUGUUAACCAAUCACCAAGCCCCGCCCCAUGGAAAAAAUUUGGUUACCAUGGUUUAGCACGUAAAGGGUUUCGUUUAGAACGUGAGAAUAGAAUUGAUACAUGGGAGGAUCUUAUAACAGCACAACCUCCAGGCUCAGGAAAACGAAAUAGCAUGCUACCUACACUCUUAUCAAUGGCUCAUCCUGCCAAUGCUGUCAUGAGAUGGCAUCAGAAUCACAUGGAUCAUAAACAGAAACAACCUUAUUGGAUGACUGUAGGUGUAGCCAGUGACGAAAAGGUGAAACGGCCCCAGGCUAACACAUCUGGUAGUAAACCAAGCGUUGAGGUUGAGCCUGACGCCGAAGCUACAUUAGAAGAUAUCAAACAGACUUUCUUAAAGACACAGAAGAAACUAGCCAGAGAAGCUCUACAGGAUCUUGAACGACUUGAUAGGGACAGACAACGUGUGAUAAAACACAAGUUUCAGGUGAUAACAUUAAGCCCUUUAUUUGAGAAGACGGUGUUUUAUCUACAAUCAGCUAGAGCUCAUCAGGCUGGCCCUGUUAUGACUAUUGAUGACAGUGACGAAAUCAAACUAUCUCCAUGGUACAUGGAUCUGAAAGCAAGUGUCGAGGAUGUAUUGGGCAAGCAUGACACGGAUGUCGUCAAUCUUUUCAAUAAACUCUCACAAUUUUCACUUGAAGAUGGAAAAUCAAUUCCUAAUGCAAAGGAGAAGCUAUGUUUACUAGUGAUGUCGAUGCCGGCGAGUGAUCUCCUAACCAUUCCUAUGCAGCUCGCAAUCGUCUUCGUACUCGAAGAGAUCCUGUGGGCUCCUCCACGUGCUCUAGCACAGUGGCUGCAUCACAAGAAAGUACCCCUGAUCAUCGACAUCGAUCUACAAUCAACAACGUAGUCAUCCAUUGUACAAGUUUCAAUUAGUCUUCUUUUGAGCAUUGUCUUUGUUGACAAUAGAACAUGGUGGAAUCAGUGUUUCCAGCAUUAAAAAUAAUGCUCCAUCAGUAUAGUCUGCCUGGACUUUAUUUUAAAAACAAAACUAUUAGACACUUGCAUUGAAAAUUGGAUCUUGGAUGAAGUAUUAGGAGAAACUAUUUUUGGAGAAACAUAAAAGAAAGUUUAGUCAGCUUCUAAUUAGUAAUGUAGUACAAGUUUCUUUGAGAUAUUAUCUAAAUAUAUUGGAAAUGUAAAAACCAGGAUAUAGUUUCUUGUUGAAAUACAAAAUCAAUUCUGAUUUAGGUAGAGUAUCAUCGAUUCAUAUGCAUAUUAUGUCAAGAAAAAUUAAUGCAUUAAAUUGACAGGAGCUUGGGGACGUUUUGCAGUAACUAAACAAUUGAAAAUCAAACUUCCAUCAACAAUGAACAGAAUUUCAUAUUGCUGCGUGAUGAACUUAGGUUAUUUUGGGUUAUAGAAUUGAAACUGAGCAUGAGAAGUUAGAAUGCAAAAAGCAACAUCUGCGAAGCGCAACGACAAAAAAAGAGCUAGUCCUUGCCAGCGAUGAUGAAGAGCAAAUGUGAUAUUAUGUCUUCAUGUGACUAAUAAAUGAUUAUCAAAAGCACAAUUUUGAAGAAUAGUUCAUUCAUUCAUGUUACUCUUAAAUCUUACUCUGUUGAACUAAUAGGAUAAUGUAAUUUUGUACAAAAUAAAAACAAAAGGUUAUUUUAAUUCCUUAACCACAAGUGAUAAGUAAAAUAACCCAACAAAUCUAUCAAUGAAUAAAUUUGUGAGUUAUUAAUUUGUGAAACACCUAUCAGCCCAUGAAUAGUAAUGACAAUAAUAGCUGGAUUUAAAGAUAAAUGCCAGUUGUGGUAAUGAUUUCAAAAUGAGUUCGUACAGAAUCCA